AUGGAUGCAAAGAUUUACUUACAGUCCUAUGGAUGGAAAGAAGGAGAAGCAUUGAAACAAGGGGGUUUGAGAAAACCAAUUCUUGUCAAACAUAAAAAAGACACUAAAGGUUUAGGACAUGAUACUAAUGAUGCUGAGGCAUGGUGGGAAAGACUUUUCGAUGGGCAGUUAAAAAAUUUAGAAGUGAAAAAUGGAUCAGCAGGUGCAGUUAGCUUUGAGCAAAAUAAUGAAGCGGUGGAGAAAGAUGUUAGGAAGGCAACCUCACCGUUAUAUAGAAUGUUUGUUAAAGGCCAAGGUUUGGCUGGAACUGUUGGGAAGACCAAACACACACAAGUCAAGAGCACUAAAUUAGACGGAUCCAAGGUGUUCGAAGCGGUAACAGAGAACCUCAAGGAAGACGGUCCAAUUAAAAGUAGCAAGUCCAAGAGCAACAAGAAGGAUAAAGAUAUAAAGGAAAAGAAAGUACGCGAUAAAAAAUCAAAGAAAGAUAAGGAAGAGAAAAAGAAUAAGAAGAAGAGUAAAAAGAAUGAAAAGAUAGAAUUGGAUAAAGUAGACUUGGAAACUAAAAAAAUAACGAAGGAGAAAAAAGAAAAGAAGGAAAAGAAGGAAAAGAAGACUAAAAGGAUAGAAUCCGACAAGAAAGAUAAAGACGAAAAAAUACGGUCAAGUAGUACAAAUAAAUCUGAAAAGAAACGUAAGAGGGACGAUAAGAUGGAAAAAGAUGAUUCUUCCUCUAAGAAGAAGAAAAAGUCGGUAACCACUGCUUAA
Debaryomyces hansenii CBS767 is the source of this 768-nucleotide messenger RNA. RefSeq lists its product as uncharacterized. The coding region runs from base 1 to 768 and encodes 255 amino acids. Lineage: Eukaryota; Fungi; Ascomycota; Pichiomycetes; Serinales; Debaryomycetaceae. The record is from RefSeq and is a predicted model, not a curated record. The transcript has a single exon.